GCGAUAUUGUACUAAAUGUUGCAUCAAGUGGAAUCGCAUCUCUUUUGUUACCUGGUGGGCGUACUGCACAUUCAAGGUUUCAUAUACCUCUAAAUUUAACAGAAACCUCGAUGUGUUUUAUUAAACCGGAUGAUGACGUUGCUGAUUUAUUGAAGAAAACGAAAUUGAUCAUUUGGGAUGAAGCACCGAUGAAUCAUAAACAUGCGUUUGAAGCACUUGACCGAACAAUGAAAGAUAUCUUCAAAUGUGAGAUGACAUUUGGUGGACAAGUUAUGGUGUUCGGUGGUGACUUUAGACAAAUACUUCCGGUUGUACCAAAUGGGAGUAGGCGAGAUAUCGUUAAUGCUUCAAUCACGUUGUCGUAUAUUUGGAGUACUUGCAAGGUCCUUACGUUAACCAAAAACAUGAGGUUAACUGUAGGAGCCAACACAUCUGAUAUAGACGAGAUUAAAGCUUUUGCGGAUUGGUUGCUUGACUUCGGAGAGGGAAAGAUUGGCGACGGUGAUGAUUGUGAGGUGGUUAUAGAUAUUCCUGAAGAUUUGUUAAUCAAGUGCUCUGAGGAUCCUAUGUCAGAUCUGAUCGACUUUGUAUAUCCUUCGCUUCUUCAACUGUACAAAGAUAAAGAUUAUUUUGCUGAAAGAGCUAUAUUGGCACCAACGAACGAGGUUGUUCAAGAAAUUAAUGAAAAGUUGCUUGAUUCGUUUCCUGGCGAUGAAGUGGAGUAUCUGAGUUCUAAUAGUAUUUGUCAAACUGAUCAAGGAAAGAAUGAAGCAAAUGCGAGACUAUAUUCUCCCGAUGUUCUAAAUGGUUUAAAAAUUUCUGGUCUGCCUAAUCAUCGAUUAGUCCUUAAAGUUGGUGUACCUGUAAUGUUGCUUCGUAAUAUCGAUCAACAAAAUGGUUUAUGCAACGGUACGAGACUACGGAUUACUAAACUUUAUAAACAUGUUAUAGAGGCGGAGAUUAUAUCCGGAGGAAACAUAGGGACCAGAACGUUUAUUCCACGAAUUAGUUUAACACCGUCGGAUAAAAGAAUUCCUAUCAAGUUUCAACGACGACAAUUCCCUAUAAAUGUAUGUUUUGCAAUGACUAUAAAUAAAAGUCAAGGACAAUCUCUAUCGACAGCUGGAUUGUAUUUGAAAUAUCCAGUUUUCUCACAUGGUCAGCUUUAUGUUGCGUUAUCAAGAGUUAAAAGCAAAGGCGGUGUGAAGUUGCUUAUACUAGACAAAGAUGGGAAUGUAACGAGUAAAAUAAGAAAUGUAGUCUACAAGGAAGUUUUUUCCGGAAUUUGAAUUGUUUUUUGUUUUUUU
Molecule: messenger RNA, 1307 nt
Organism: Helianthus annuus (common sunflower)
Lineage: Eukaryota; Viridiplantae; Streptophyta; Magnoliopsida; Asterales; Asteraceae
Product: ATP-dependent DNA helicase pif1-like
Exons: 1
Coding region: 111-1289 (392 amino acids)
Biological process (GO): telomere maintenance; DNA repair
Molecular function (GO): DNA helicase activity
Source: RefSeq, a predicted model, not a curated record